UCCCUCCACUACGGUCUCAGCUUCAAGCCCUACAGCGAAAGAAACGCAAAUCCAAUGUGGGUUGGGGGGUCUCUAUUCUAAUAGCCGCGAUGCUAGUCCUGCCGACUGGCAAGCCUGGCUCGUCCCAGCCGGUGGCAUACUCUUUUCGCGUCGAAUCAACUCGCUCGAUACACCUAUCGCCUGUACCAGCUUGGCUAAGCCCUGACCGCUGAUUUGAAUUCGUCAGUAUCGGACGGCUAUUGGACUCAAUGACACACAAGGUCGCCAGCUUUGAGCAGCAAGCUCCGAGCUUUACCUUUCCGGACGUCAGAAUCGAUGGACAUUCUGUUGAGGACGGGUCCCGCCAAGUCUCCAUGAUGGCAAUCCAAGGGUCCAAUGCGCCAGCUGCGCUACUACAUAACAGCUCCAAGCGUCUGAAGUACUACAAAAGCAAGCGUCACAGUGAGUUUUGCAAACAUCAGCCAAACUCUGUCGUCAGAAACCGUGGAUGCUGCAUCGAUGUGACUCAAAACGAACCAUUAGAUACUCCUCUCCAGCAGAACCGAGUCGCACAAGGGUUGGUUCCGACAUGUUCCGUUCGCGUCUGGGCGUCGGCGACCGUUGUGUACGAUGUACUCUUGUGGUGGUGCAAGUAGUGAUGUGAUGUACCGCUCAGCGUCACAUCCAAAUCGUUGUCUGCGGAUGAUGGUGGGCAAUAAUGCUUUCCAGCCUCUUCGAGUACGCGGUUACACAAGCGCACCCACACCAAUCGACAUGAUCUUAUGCGAUAGAGAGCUGCAACUAACUGCUAGCUGUUGCUGCAUUCUCAGGCGGUCGGUCCCUCAUGAGGUCGCACAAGUACACACAGUACCAUGAAGGAUGGAGGGUGAAAACCCCUACGGUAAGAAAAAAAAAGGCACAGUAUAAAUGUCUUGUCCAAGAACUGAAGACAUUGCAAGGUUUCUGUAGAAACGCAGUAUGUAUGUGGGGGUUUUUAUUUUUUGCCACUAUAAGCGACGCCUGGUGCACACAGCCGUGUCUGCUACGCGAAUUCAGGACCUGGACCUGAGGUUGAGCAGCCGCAGUGGGCGGGAGCACAGUGUCUGCGCUAGUAAGCGCAUCCCUAGACAGAUUAGAUUGAGACUUGGAGUAACACCAAACGUCGACUCGAUAUAGUUCAAGGUCCGUACCCCGUUGCUCGUGGUCUAUCGAUCGACGUAGAUCUCGAGGGUCUAUAACAGUAGCCUCUUGGUCUUAUGUUUUAUGAUUAU
Colletotrichum destructivum is the source of this 1250-nucleotide messenger RNA. RefSeq lists its product as uncharacterized. The record is from RefSeq and is a predicted model, not a curated record. NCBI's taxonomy places the organism in Eukaryota, Fungi, Ascomycota, Sordariomycetes, Glomerellales, Glomerellaceae. The transcript has a single exon. Bases 249 to 635 code for a protein of 128 amino acids.